AACAAGUCGUCCACCAAAGCAUGUUACAGCGCAGACAUGCCUUGUCCGUCGGAAAGCGAGAAAAUUGUGAUAAACUGCGGGGGGGUUCGACACGAGACUUACCGCAGCACCUUGAAGACGCUGCCCGGCACCCGUCUGUCAUGGUUGACGGAACCGGACGCAUUUAGCAACUUUGAUUACGACCCCAAAAUCGACGAGUUCUUCUUCGAUCGCCACCCGUCCGUUUUCUCAUUCAUCCUUAACUAUUACCGGACGGGAAAGUUGCACUGUCCCAACGAUGUGUGCGGUCCGCUGUUCGAGGAGGAGCUCGCCUUCUGGGGCAUCGACGAGACGGAUGUGGAGGCUUGCUGCUGGAUGAACUACCGACAGCAUCGGGACGCGGAGGAGGCGUUGGACAGCUUCGAGAACCCCGAGCCGGACGCACAGGAGGAUGACCCAGCGCUCACGGGUGGCGCGGAUGGAGACCUGAAGAGACUUUGUCUGCAAGAGGAUGGGAGGAAGGUGGGCUGGUGGCGCGUAUGGCAGCCUAGAAUCUGGAACCUGUUUGAGGACCCCUAUUCGUCCAAAUAUGCGCGGUAUGUGGCGUUCCUCUCUCUCUUCUUCAUCCUCGUCUCCAUCUCCACCUUCUGCAUGGAGACGCACGAGGCCUUCAACACCAUCUACAACCGCACAGAGAACGUGACGGUGGGCAACACCACCCAGGAGGAGAUUGUGUACGAGGUGGUGACCGACAGCUGGCUGACCUACGUGGAGGGCAUGUGCGUCAUCUGGUUCACCAUCGAGGUCAUCACGCGCGUGUUCUUCUGCCCGGACAAGGCGGAGUUUUUCAAGAGCUCGCUGAACAUCAUUGACUUUGUGGCCAUCCUGCCCUUCUACCUGGAGGUGGGCCUGAGCGGACUCUCCUCCAAGGCGGCCAAGGACGUGCUGGGCUUCCUCCGCGUGGUGCGUUUCGUGCGCAUCCUGCGCAUCUUCAAGCUGACGCGCCACUUCGUGGGGCUGCGCGUGCUCGGCCACACGCUGCGCGCCAGCACCAACGAGUUCCUCCUGCUCAUCAUCUUCCUGGCGCUGGGCGUGCUCAUCUUCGCCACCAUGAUCUACUACGCCGAGCGCAUCGGCGCCGACCCGGCCGACCCCACCGCCAGCGCCCACACCAACUUCAAGAACAUCCCCAUCGGCUUCUGGUGGGCGGUGGUCACCAUGACCACGCUGGGCUACGGGGACAUGUACCCGGAGACGUGGUCGGGCAUGCUGGUGGGCGCCCUCUGCGCCCUGGCGGGCGUGCUGACCAUCGCCAUGCCCGUGCCCGUCAUCGUCAACAACUUCGGCAUGUACUACUCGCUGGCCAUGGCCAAGCAGAAGCUGCCCAAGAAGAAGAACAAGCACAUUCCGCGGGCGCCCCAGCCCGGCUCGCCCAACUACUGUAAGCCCGACGCGCUCGCCAUGGCUACUGCCUCGCCCCAGAGAAUCUUGGGUAACGUGCUGGGUGGCGUGAUGGGCUCAGGGGGCUCGCUGGGCCUCACCGGGGACUGUCCACUCGCACAGGAGGAGAUCAUCGAGAUAAACCGAGACUCGAAGCAGAACGGCGACGCGGCCAACGCUGCCCUGGCCAACGAGGACUGCCCCACGAUUGACCAGGUCCUGAGCCCCGAGGAGCGCAGCCCGGCGGGCCGCACCCGCGACCGCUACCCGCAGGACCGCGCCUGCUUCCUGCUAAACACGCGCGAGUUCCGCACCACUGACACAAACGUGAGGAAAGUGUUAAGUUUCUAGCAUUCAGCAGUUGUCUAGAAAGGAGACGGUGAGCGAUUUUAACCCGUGUUAGCUGACGGGAUGCAUCAGCCAGAUGUGACAUAUGACGAGGGUGGGCGUAGCAAGAGGAAGUGACCCGGAAAUCAAAAAGAGAAACAAAAAAAGAUAUCUGAAUCUCCAUGUGGCCGGAUCUUCACACGGUAACCAAAGCAACCUCACGGAACUCCGGAACACUUUUUGUCAAUGGACUGACUGGUUACUUUGACAACAAACUUAUCUUUGCACUGACACCUACAAAGAGAGAGAAAGACUCUUAAAAAAAAGAAAAGAAAAAAUAUCAGCGGGAAAAAAAUUAUCAAAAAGCAUUCCAAAACAUGACCUGUCUGUUAUUUAGUGGACUUACUGGCUCCUGUGAUACAUUAUGUAGUACAGUUGAGUCAAGUGAAAAUUUGACUCUCAACAAAGAACAUGGGACCAUGACGAACAAACUAUGUAGCACCUCUGCUAACACACUAUGUAGCAUUUGUUGGCUGGGAAAAUAUGUUGACAGGUGACCUUUUGUCUUUUUUGGACCAUUUGCACAGACUGACUUUAACAAUGAACUUGGUAAACAUGUCAUCCCAACUGUCAUCCUAAAAUGCAGACACAAACACACAAACACAUACACACACUUAUAUAGGCUACAAAUUGAAUCAGAGCCAACUACAGAAAAAUUUGAUCCCCUGUGAUCUCCAGUAAAAUGAAUUCAAUAGAACAUCCAAUGUCAAUAAGAAUAAGAGUCCCGAUAUUUCUUACUUUUAUGAAAACAAUACUUCUGUCUAUUACUGAUCCACAUUGAAGGGAACUGGAUUAUCUCACCAGUUAUUCAGUCUUCCAUUGGUUUGCAUCCGAGGCAACAGCAAAUCAAGCUCAUCCUGCCAAAGCCCUCAGCCAAUCAAGCUCAACCUGCCAAAGCCCUCAGCCAAUAAAGCCCGCCCUGCCAAAUCCUUAAGGAUGUGAGUGACCAAAUGAAGCACAACACAGGACCAAGCGAACGCUUUCUUUCUGUGUUAUGCCCUUGAAGGUCCUCUGACAACAACGAAAGAAAAAAAGAGAAAAAAGCUAUUGAGAUUUUCCAGCGUUUUCUGCCUUUCCCCGCGUUUUCUGCCUUUCCCCUUAUCCAUCGCUUCAUAACAGAGCCCAGAGAGGACCUGCUGUUACCUGACUGAGUUUGUCCUCUCUGCUGCAGGCUGUAUGAUGAAGAUGGCUGAGCACACACACACACAGAGAGAGAGAGAGAGGUCUCUUCCUAUAACUUUGCCAUGUAUGGGCAAGUGAGGCUUACUGGUAACAUUGUUGUGCUGUUGUACCAUGCGCACACACACACACACACACACACACACACACACACACACACAAACACACUUAUACACCCCACAACGCAACAGCUCUACUGCCGAGUCCCCCACGUGUUUGGCUCUCUGACUGACCAAAUCACAUACUGCCCUGACCCCUCCGUCCUGCCACAGACAAGGUCAACCGGGGGACUCCAGAGACAAUUCUGCCACACUCCCCAGACUUUCACACACACACACACACACACACACACACACACACACACACACAAUCACACAGAGAAAGAGAGAUACACACAAAAGUGGGGAGCCACAAAGGCACUUUUGCGAGGGGAAAAUACUCGCUCAGAAACAUGUCCCCAUCCCUGUACAGGCCCCCUCUGAGGAAAAGGAACGUGAGUCUGGACAUCUCUCUUGACCCCUUCUAUCCCUCCGUCCCCGCCUUCGUUCCCGAUCUCUCUCUCUCUCUGUUCCAUUACUGCUGAGCAACGCUUUCUAUUCUCCGACGAGAUGGAAUCGGUAUCAUCAUAUCACAAGGAGAAAGAAAAAAGCCAGGAAAAGAAUAACAAAAAGGACCAAGUCAAGGGAGAACUCAGAAAAAAAAGAAAUAAAAGAAUUGUCCAAAAAGAACAAAUCUAUAUUUUAAUAAACUGACCAAGAGAGAGUCUCCACAAGAGACCACCGUGAGAGUCCAGUGAAGCUCGUCAGCGCUGCGUGGCGCGACCCAGCCCUUAGGCCUCCCCUUAACCACUGCCAUUACCUCGCAUGAGCAGAGAGAGAGAGAGAAAUGAGGGAGGGGAAACUGGACGGAGGAUGGACAGAGAGCUCUUUCCAGACGGAGGAGAGAGAGAAGCACCUAAAGAGGAAAGCACCGUGAGAGGACACUGAACGGACUACAAAAAAAAAAAAAAAAAUUAUCAAGAAAAAAAAAGAGCAGAAAAUGCAUUUUUUUUGUAACUUUGUUUACCAGCAUGAGUACUCUGCAUGACUGUAUUUCCUGCAAGCCCGUAGUGGAAUAUGGGGGCUAGAAAUACUUAAAAAAUAUAAAUAAUAAUAAAAAUAAUAAUAAAUAAUAAAAUAAAUAACAAAAAAACAUGAUAUGCAAUUAAUAUUUAAGAAAAAAAAGAUUAUAUUAAAAGAGCUAUAUUUUGUUUUUAAAUAGUAAAAAUGUGAAUAAAUAAUGGGAAAAAUGUGUAUGACUGCAAGAUAAACACUGAACUAUGUUUUAUUAGUUGAGAAAAAAAAACAUGAAAAGCCCACCAAAUUUUACUUGGCUAGUUACUGCCCCAUGUUUCGCACUUCUUCUUCAGUCGAUGCUGUUUCCACCUGUGUACACUGCCUAGCUGGACUCGCCCCUUAAGACUCGAUGUUCCACUCUGUCCGUCUGGCGACGAUGGGCCCCGGCUCUCCCUGUUUGUUUGUGUCCGUAGGGUCAUCUCUCCUCUUGCCCUGAUGCUCCCUGGACCGAGCAACUGCACAAGUGUCUUUGUAGCCAUGAAGGGGGUGCUGAAACUCAAGCCUUCCGUGACACUAACAUUAGCACAUGUAGAGCAGAACGCUCCGGCGUUCCUCACACAAAAAGCUCAUCUUUGUUGUUUUAUUCUUGUCGUCGUCGUCGUUGUUGUUGUUGUUUUUGUUUUGGUCAUUGUUCAUUUUGAUCAUCCUCUCUCAUUUCCUUACUAUCAUUCUUCUUACUUCCUCUUGUGCUUUUUUUCAUUGGCAAUAAUUCCUACGUGUCGAGAGAUGAUUGAUUGUAGCAGGCAGAAAAUAAGAAAAUGCCUACCUGUCUUUUUCCAUCACCCAGAUGCAGUAUGGGAGUUGUAGUUCUGUGUGGGAAAGCCAGGGCCUCUGUCCGAUGAGAGGCUGGCCAAACCUCUGUAAAUCUCAGGUGGAGGGUGGUUCGUGUCAGACAAGUCAGGGUCUCUGACUGGGACCUGUCUAUUUGUUUCCCACCUCAGUGACAGGUAUCCCGUGGUCCUAAAGUUAUCCUUCUGCAGGGUUCCGAUGAGUGUUUAUCAGGCAGUAUCGUUGACAGCGUGCAUGAUAUGAUUUAGCUGUAUCAGUUGCUGGAGGACACAAAGACGUGUCUGUUUUCUCUCUGUGUGUUUUCAGUGUAGUCAUGAGAUCACUGUGCUUAAACAUGGAAUAGAAAAGUCUUCCCUCGUUCAUCGUGAUCAUCGCGCUCUGCACUGCAUGAUUGAAGACUGUGGUACAUUUAGUUGCCCGAAAGAGUGGAGGCUUCUCAUCUGUCAUGUUAUUGGUUCGAAGUCUUGUUAGGCCCAGAGAGAGGGACUCCAAGCACACAGUAGCCUUCAUGUUCCUCAAAGCUGGUGUUUUUGUGUUUCUAAUGUAAGCGAUGCCAAAUUGGUUCUACUGACAUAGGUCACGUAUUGCUGUUAUCGUUCGAGCUAUAGCUGGACUACAGUGGAAUUAGCCUUCCAUGCAUUGAAACUGCCCCGUCUUCCGUUGUAGCACAAUCCACAGACGAUAGCUCCCCUUAGCAUUGAUACAUUACAGAGAAGAGAGAGAGAGAACAGAGGGAAAGAGAAAGAGAGAGAGAGUGCGAGCAAGGCUAGAUAAGCCCAGUAACUAGCCUCUGUAAAGGCACAAAUAUUACAGGGAUCUCAGAGGGGGUACUACUGGUGGGUCAGUGGUUUUUAACCACAUGAGUAAGGAGCAUGUGUGGUCUAUGGUAGCAUUCAGAGCACAGUUUACUAGAGAGGAGUGUGAGUGACCGUCUGUUAUUCAGAGUCACAGAACAACAAGAUGUGUUCUGGUUCCGUCACUGAGCAGCAGCUUGUCAGUGAUUCCAGAAUCUUUUAUAGGCCAGUAACAGUUCAUUCUUUUUUCCAUUCCAUAAGCUCAUUCAUUUCAUACUGUUUUCAAGUACAUUUAUCCGUGUUUAUCUGUGAUUCUAUUUUUGUUCUGUCAAGACAUCACAUCAUCAUUUUGCACAAGUUCCAUUGUAUUGUUUAGUCACCAAGAAAAUGCUGAAGGAUUCCAUGAUCAACCUUGUUAGCUUAAAUAUAAAACAUUUGAUGUCUUAUUUUGGGAGACAUCACGCCUCCGAGUAAUGGGGUCAUGAAAUUGAGGUAUUAUGAAUAUUUCAAAGGGAACUUCUCAACAGAAAGAGUACUUUGGGAGAAAAGCUUCCCCUGUGAACCAUGUUGAGUGUUUCACGCCGACAUCCACUGGAAACUACCUCACUGCCUGUGCAGUGAGAAUGUGAACCUACCCUUACCCCUAUCCCACCCCCCCAUCCCCCCCACCACCACCAUGUAGGUUUUGAUGAGUGGGAAUGGUUAGUGAAUCUGUGCUUUAAUUUCACUAUUGUUGUGAUAUUUAUGUGCCUGCUGUUUUAAUCGUUAGGGAAAAAAGCCCUUUUUUUCCUUUCGUUCAUGUUCCUUAGAGGUUUUUUUAAGUUAUGUACUUGAAUUAAGAAUAUGCAAUCUGUACCACUAUGACCACUGCCACAAAUACAGCAAGACUUUAUGAUUCCAUGUACAGACCUAAUCGAUAAUUGUGAUGCUAAUAUAUAUAUAGAUAAUAUAUAUAGAUAUAUGAUUAUUAUGAUUAUGGACUACCAUUUAAAACCCCUGUGCCCUUAUAAUACGUCCACUGCGCCUGCUGUGUGUGCGUGUGUGUGUUUGUAGAAUAAGCAUGCAUGUGUAAGUGCUCAGUGAAGGUCAGACACACACAGGCAUGGAACACUUUAUUCCAUCUGAUCCAUCAGACUCCCAAGUUACACCCCAGCACAAGACAGUAAGAGGGAAAAAAAAAACAGAGGAAUUAUUAUCGUCAGAAAAACAAAAAUGCAGCGUUCCUUUAUAAUCAGUUGUAAGUGACAGUGCUGGAGAACAAAUCACAACACCAGUAAGAAAGACAGACACACAGUGUAGAACCCUUGCACCUUACAGACGAAAAAAAAAAAAAGGUUCUUGCAACCCCCAGCCCUCCACUACUACUACGACACAUAAGAGACUCCUGUGGCACAAUAAGAAUAAUCAAUAUCUCAUUACCGUCGCUGUCAGUGACACAUCGCUGCCAUUGUUCAGAGCCCUGAUCAGACAAUCCCCAUGGCAUAUAGGCCCACACAGCAGAGAGCUGUAGAGGUGGAGGAAAGGUCACCUCGCCGAGGUGUCAGGGGCCACAGGGGUUAAGAUGGAUGCUGGAGUUUUUUGUUUUGGAAACGUUGUUAAAAGACACAAACAUGAAUCACCGCAAAGUGUGCAUUUCAAUUGAAGCAUUUUUUGUUUUUAUCUUUUUAUAUUUUCCAAAAAGCAGAAAUAAAUGAAGGUUAUGAGGAAGAAAGAAAAGAGAGAGAGAGAAAAAAAGAAACAUAUCAAUCAAGUUUAAAAAUGUGUCACCUUCAAGAGUAAUGAGACUUAAAGUGGUGGUUCUGUAAGUGAAUGGGAUCUGAACUCGAGGUUUUCGAGAGGGCGCCACCCAGCAGCAAGACGGCAUUCAUGACUCAGAUCACUCAAUGCUUUUUAAAAGACAUGGGACAACUGAAAAUGAAAAAAAAAAAAACCCAUAAAUAUGUUCAAAUGGAUUCAAUGUAAAAUGUUUUUAAGAACCAAUAAAAUAAUACAUUUAUGUCAUAUUUUUAAA
Molecule: messenger RNA, 7694 nt
Organism: Sardina pilchardus (European sardine)
Lineage: Eukaryota; Metazoa; Chordata; Actinopteri; Clupeiformes; Clupeidae
Gene: kcnc3b
Product: potassium voltage-gated channel, Shaw-related subfamily, member 3b
Exons: 4
Coding region: 37-1770 (577 amino acids)
Biological process (GO): protein homooligomerization; potassium ion transmembrane transport
Cellular component (GO): neuronal cell body membrane; voltage-gated potassium channel complex; postsynaptic membrane
Molecular function (GO): protein binding; delayed rectifier potassium channel activity
Source: RefSeq, a predicted model, not a curated record